AUGGAUCCAUCCAACGAGGUUUUCUCCGUUGGAGGCAUAGAGGUGGCACAAAAGAAGAUCUCACCCAUCGACGACCCUCAUGCGAAUUACAACGGACUGGACCCAUCGUCGACAACAUUGCCCAAGGGAUAUAAGAAAGAUCCUUCUCGUCGUGGCUUCGAAGUCGCAACGAUCUGGGACCGUGAUGUCGAGGUGCCGAUGCGAGAUGGGAUCAUCCUUCGCGCCGAUAUCUUUCGACCUGCGGACGCCAACGAGAAGGUCCCCGCUUUGAUUGCUUGGGGUCCGUAUGGGAAAUCUGGAACAGGCUUUCUGGGUUUAGAUCUGGUUCCCGGCCGAGUCGGAAUUCCAAAAAGCAUGCUUUCCGGGUUGGAGUCCUUCGAGGCACCAGAUCCCGCCGAGUGGACUGCCCACGGCUACGCUGUAGUCAAUAUCGAUGCCAGGGGCGUCUUCAAAUCCGAAGGAAAUCACAGAUGGAACGGAACUGCCGAGGGACGGGACGGCCAUGAUGCCGUCGAGUUCAUAGCAGGCUUGCCUUGGUGCAAUGGCCAUGUCGCUUUGAUCGGUGUCUCUUGGCUGGCCAUGGCUCAGUGGUACAUUGCCGCAGAGAGGCCUCCUCAUCUGAGCUGCAUUCUGCCACUGGAAGGCCUGAGCGACAUGUAUCGCGAAUCCCUCUGUCGCGGAGGCGUGCCGUAUCUGCCGUUUUGGCACUUUCUGAGGGAUCAUGGCUUGUAUGGGGAGAACCUACAGGAGGAUCCGAUUGCAAUGCUGGCCAAGUAUCCGCUCAUGAAUGCAUACUGGGAGGACAAGCGGGCAAAGGUGGACCUGAUCAACGUGCCUGCUUACAUACUUGCCAGCAUGUCGACUGGACUGCACACUGUUGGCUCGAUCAGGGGGUUUGAAGACAUACCACACGACAAAAAAUGGCUCCGCUUGCAUCCAACCCAGGAAUGGCACGAUUUGUACCAGAAGGAGACCAUUGAUGACUUGAGAAAGUUCCUGGACUUCUACACCAAAGGCAUCAAGAAUGAUUGGGAGGAGACUCCCAAGGCUCGAGUCUCCGUAAUCCGCUAUAAUCAGACCCCGAUCGUCAACAUCCCCUUCUCGACCUGGCCGAUCCCUCAGACUCAGUACAAGACACUAUGGCUCUCCGGGGAACAGUCCUUGGAAGACGUGCCCGGGACUGCUGUAUCAGGCAAAGUUUCGUAUCAGUCAGAUGCCCCAGCGGAGCAGAUUGACAACGAUCCUGAAUUCGCCGAGUUCGUCUACUCGUUCACUGAAAAAUCCACUCUCAUCGGUCCGUCGAGAGCGGUCAUAUACAUGUCGUGUGCCGACCACGACGACAUGGAUGUCUUUGUGAUCAUUCGCAAAGCCGACCGGAAUGGAAAGGUCCUGCAAAAUCUCAACAUUCCCCUGGACGUGCUUGGGUUAACGUCUGAAGAAGAGGUCCAAGACAUCAACAGCCUGAAAUACAUUGGGCCAUCUGGCAUUUUGCGGGCAAGCCACCGUACUCUCGACCCGAAACUAUCCAAGCCUCACUGGCUGGCCCAUGAUCACACACAGGAGCGGAAGAUUUCACCAGGUCAUAUUGUGAAGCUGGAAAUUGGGAUGUGGCCGGCAGCGAUCCAAUUCGAGGCCGGUGAAAAGCUGAUCUUUAGGGUCGCAGGUCAUCAGAUGACAUUGGCAGAGUUCGUUCCGUUGCGUGGGCAAUUCCACACAGGAAACAAGGGGAAGCAUACUUUGCACUUUGGCGGCCAGUAUGACAGUCACAUUGUGGUCCCUUUUGUCCCAAUAUGA
This is a messenger RNA of Fonsecaea erecta, 1794 nucleotides long. RefSeq lists its product as hypothetical. The coding region runs from base 1 to 1794 and encodes 597 amino acids. Lineage: Eukaryota; Fungi; Ascomycota; Eurotiomycetes; Chaetothyriales; Herpotrichiellaceae. Gene Ontology annotation, molecular function: dipeptidyl-peptidase activity. The record is from RefSeq and is a predicted model, not a curated record. The transcript is spliced from 6 exons.